AUGAACUAUCCACCACCUGUUCCCCAGUCUCAACUCUAUGCGCAGCCUCCUCCACCACCCCCCAGUGAGAUGCUCAAGCCAUACAAUGGCCGGAAAGGAGAUCGCAUUUACAAGCUGUCCGUUGAACAACAGCCAAUUCGUGCGCGCAUGUGCGGUUUUGGUGACAAGGACCGACGACCCAUAACCCCUCCGCCUUGCAUUAGGCUCGUCGUGUGUGACGCUGCCACCGGCAAGGAGAUCGACUAUCAGGAAGUUGACAGCACAUUCUUCGUCCUCACUGUGGACCUGUGGGACGCGGAGGCCACCCGCGAGGUCAACCUGGUGAGGCACUCCAGCGGCGCACCCACGGUUAGCAUCUCGUCUAGUACCACGACAUCUUACCCCCCUCCACCAGAGCGUCCCAUGGGCUACAUGCAACAGCACAUAAUGCCUCCGCAAUUCGACGCAUAUGGCCGGCAAGUUGGGCCUCCCCAGGCUGUAAAUCCGUACGGCCCGCCGCAGAUAGCCGGUGGCUACUACCAGCAGCCCGCUGCGCCAGGUUACAAUCCAUACAAUGCCGCGACGUUCAACCCAAUAGGCUUGCCCGUCGCCCCUCCGACAACCUCAGCCACUGGCAUGUUCACAAGAAACCUCAUCGGGAGCCUGACUGUCAAUGCUUUCCGACUCACAGACACUGAGGGCAAGGUCGGGUUCUGGUUCGUUCUUCAAGAUCUCUCCGUCAGGACCGAGGGCAUAUUCAGACUCAAGAUGAACUUUGUAGACGUGGGAAGCGGUCAGAACAACAACACUCUCAACACAGGACGCGCACCGGUGCUUGCGACAUGUUUCUCAGACCAAUUCCAGGUCUACUCAGCGAAGAAGUUCCCAGGCGUCAUUGAGUCCACACCACUCAGCAAGGCUUUUGCUAGCCAGGGAAUCAAAAUUCCGAUUCGUAAAGAUGGUCCGAAAACGUUGAGCAAUCAGGCAGAAUAUGAUGCAGACGACUAA
This is a messenger RNA of Aaosphaeria arxii CBS 175.79, 987 nucleotides long. RefSeq lists its product as uncharacterized. Bases 1 to 987 code for a protein of 328 amino acids. The record is from RefSeq and is a predicted model, not a curated record. Lineage: Eukaryota; Fungi; Ascomycota; Dothideomycetes; Pleosporales. The transcript is spliced from 4 exons.